Ectocarpus siliculosus is the source of this 2195-nucleotide messenger RNA. The record is from the annotation of a GenBank genome assembly. NCBI's taxonomy places the organism in Eukaryota, Phaeophyceae, Ectocarpales, Ectocarpaceae.
AUGGGUUUCUUCGGAAUGGUGCUUAAGCCUGGGCAGAAGGAGACCGUCGAGGUCCCCCCCGGCUGGUGUCUCCAGCUUUGCACGGCAGCUCUUGAGCCAGCGAAAGCAGGCGUGAAGCCCCGAGAUGUGUCGGCGACUUUGUGGGUCCAGGCCGAGGACAGCGAGAUCGGUGACAACUCGUACCUGCUUGGCAGCCUCCAGGGUGGCGGACCCUGCGCUCAAAUCCCAGUGGGGCACUGCCUGACAAGCGUAGACGGGGAAAUCAUCAUGGAGGCGAAGGGCGGGGGUACUAUCCACCUCACGGGCUUCUUCAACAGGGAAUACGACCCAGAUGCUGAGAACGACGACGACUCUAGCGAGGAGGAAUCGUCCGAGGAAGGUUCCGAGGAAGGUUCCAAUGCCGAGCUGCGCUCAAAGCUGGCCUUGCUCCUGGCAGACGCGGAGGCGGAGGAUGGUGACGAUGACGAUGACGAGGAUGACGAAGAAGAAGAUAAUGACAGCGGUAGACAAUCCUCGAAGUGGGCAGGGCGCCGCGUACGGCCAGCGGAAGACGACGACAAGAAGAAGAACGGCAAGAAGAGGCCCGCGAGCGCCAGUGGGAAAGCUCCUGCCUCUUCCCCGCCUGCAGCCUCUGCGUCGCCGUCGAGCCAACAGAGGCCGCCCAAAAAGUCCAAGAAAUCGACGGAGGCGGCGGCGGCGGUGGGCGAGGGCGGAGCUGUGGCAUCUACGGAGGGAGGAGAUGAAGACAAGACUCCGGAGAUGACCAAGCAGGAGAGAAAGCGGCAGCGCAAGAGGGAGAACAAAAGAAUGUUCGGGGGGGGCAAGAUUGCGGUACCCGGCAAGAACGUGAAGAUCUGCUACGAAGGUUGCUUCCCUGACGGCCGCGUGUUCGACAAGAACGACAACCGCCGACGGCCGCUGCGGUUUCGAGUCGGCAUGAAGAACGUGAUCGCGGGCAUGGACAGGGGCGUGGAAGGCAUGCGUGUCGGAGGGAGCAGGGAGAUAUCCAUCCCGGCCGCCCUAGGGUACGGUGCUCGCGGGACGGGACCCAUCCCGCCAAACCAAGACCUCGUGUUCCGUGUUGAGUUGGUCGACGUAUUGGGCAAGUAGAUUGCCUCAUUAUGCCGGGAGGGUUCCGGGCAGUGAUUGUGCGGGGUGUGGCUCGGUCCUUGUACCACGUAGGCAGUACCGUGUACAACGCUCGCGGCGAAAUAAUUUAUGUCGGCACGCGAAUACAUCUCUCCUGGUGUUAUAUAUCGUGCUACAUUUCUGUCUCGUCCCUGAAGCGGAGGCAGUAACAUUUCCGUCGGAUCCGUCGGCAAGAGGAAACAUCUCUGCUGCUGCUAUCUCGUGCCGCCUAAUCUAGUGCAGUCUAGAAGAGACAUCAAAACGCGCUUGUCGGGGUUUCCCUGCCUCAGUUGUUUGCAAAGGGGAGGGAAGGGGUGGGGCUGAAGGGAGCAAUCGUCUGUUUGGAGGCAUGCGUGGGAAGGGAGGGGGAAGGGGAAGGAAGAAGGGAAUUGAGUUUUUUUUAUUUUUUUAUUUUUGCCUGUUUGUUUGUGGCAACGUGCGCGGGCGUGAGGUGUCCCGAUGCAUGUAGACUACAGCAAGUAGCGCUUUUUGAGAUGGAUGUUGGGUGUGUUCUCUCUGGCACACUUGUGUCCGUCCACCUCAACGCGAAGGUCGGUCACGGUGAUAUGAUGGUCAUGGCUGCUGCUGUGGCUGAAUGUACUGCUGUGCACAAUACAAGUGGUGGGUUGCUCUUCGGAAAUUAGAGCGAAAGAAGCGAAGCAUGGGCGGAGUGAGUGCGGAUAGCUCCGUUUUUUUUUCUUGGCUGGGUGUUGAGGUGGAUGUUCGCCGGCCGUCAAAAGGGCGAUCAGCCCCCUGGCAAAUCGCCUCCUUUCUGCGUGUUGGCACCCAGCGAGGUACCACGGCCUAGAUGGACAGCAGCAGUGCUAAUAUUAUUUUGGCGAUGGUACGCCAACCUAUUAUCUGUAGCGAAACAUCCGGGGCCAAGUUCUCUCUUCGGUAGCGUGUCACCUUGUGCUGCGUUGUCAUCGUGAUUUACAUGCAUGGUGCACACCUGUUUCAUUUUUUUUUGUUGAAAAUGUCUUUCUUGUCCUACCUGUGGUGACUUGUACUUGAAAGAGGUUAAAAAACGCAGGAAACCGUCGAGCUCUACAAUAAUAUUAUCUCUU